Messenger RNA from Mucor mucedo, 1053 nucleotides. RefSeq lists its product as uncharacterized. The transcript has a single exon. NCBI's taxonomy places the organism in Eukaryota, Fungi, Mucoromycota, Mucoromycetes, Mucorales, Mucoraceae. The record is from RefSeq and is a predicted model, not a curated record. The coding region runs from base 50 to 958 and encodes 302 amino acids.
UUUUCUUUUUUUUUUUCUAUAAAACCUUUUUUAUUGUUUGUAAACAAAAAUGUCUGAUAAGUUGAUCAUUUUAAUUACAGGAGCUACCGCCGGCUUGGGUAGAUUAACCGCUAAAAAAUGCGUGGACUUGGGUCACACCGUCAUCAUUACGGGCCGCAGUCAAUCCAGUUUAGACGCUGCAAAAGACUUUAUAUUAAAAGAUACUCCUCAAUUCACACACAAUGUCCAUCAACUCAUGUUUGACUUGGCUGAUCUGACUUCAGUCACAAAAGCCGUCGAACACUUGGGCACACUUAACUUACCAUGCAUCGAUGUCAUUGUUCAUAAUGCAGGUGGUAACGAGACCAGCUUUCAGCAAGUUCACAAUGUAGAAAAGGUCUUUUUCAAAAACGCCGUGGCUCCCUUGUACUUGAACAGGUUAUUGUGGCCCAUGAUUGAAAAGAGCACGAGUCCCAAGAAGCGUAUCUUGUUUGUUGGCUCGUCACUCCACGAUAACAAGAAUAAAGGCGGUGGUCGCUCAGAAGCCUCUCGUAUCCCUGACUCUGUUGACUUGAACGAUUUGUUUCAUGGCGAUGGCUCGGGUUGGGAUAUGAUGAAGGCUUACAAAUUGUCUAAGCUGGGCUGUGUAUGGGAUGCCUAUUGUUUGGCCAGAAGAUCUCCUGAUGUGCCUGUAGCCGUAUUUUGCCCGGGAUUUGUUCCCACCACGGAUUUAGCUCGUCACUCUUCAUUUAUGUUGCGUUUGGUGAUGAAAUACGUGUUACCCUAUGCUAGUUUCACUACCAGCGAAGAAGAAUCGACUGACGAUUAUGUGUAUUAUAUUACAUCAGAUGCCAUAGAAAACGGCAAACACUACCAAAAGAGGUUAAUUACCGAGAGUUCCAAGGACUCUUUGGAUGAGACCAAGCAGGAGGCUUAUUGGAAGCUUGCCAACAAGACCAUUGACGAAAUCAUUCAAUAAAAAAAAAAGAUUUUUUUUUAGGUUAUUUUUAUUUAAAAAAGAUGCAGUGUUAUAUUAUUUUUUUUAAACAAUAAAGGUCCAUAGCAAAGUAUUUC